AUGGUUUCUCGUGGAUCAACAAGGAACGCUCUCAAUGGGGGAGGUACUAAUGGCAUAGCCCCACCAACAAUUCGAGGUCGGACACGAGCCCAAAGUCAAGGUCGAGGAAGUGUUCGAACCGCUAAUUCUAGUACGACUUCAUCCAUGCAAGCUAAUUUAGCUAUCGGUAGGAGUCAAGGAGGCCGGGAAGGGGAAAAUCCCCUCACAAAGGAAAUGAUAGUUGAGCAAAUGGCACAAGUCCUCCGGGAUACAUUGCCAAAUAUGCUUAAAGCAAUGUUGGGUGACAAAUUUAAAGACAAUGAAGAUGGAGAUGAGGAAAGUGUUCGACAUGAGAAUACUCAAGCCACUGAAAAGGUGGAAGUAUCUGUUAAAGAGAAGGUGGAGUCACCCACCAACGAGAGAACUGAAUUGACAAUAAAGGAGAAAGGAUGCAGUUUUAAAACAUUCAAAGGCACCAGGCCGAAAGAAUUUAAGGGAAUAGAGGGCCCAGUUGGCCUGAUGAACUGGGUAACCAAGAUGCAGAGUAGCUUCAAAAUUUGUAGAUGCGUAGAAGAUCAAAAAGUGACCUAUGCUGCUACAACCUUUGUAGACUAUGCAUUACAUUGGUGGGAGUCUGAGUGUGCAAUCAGAGGUGAUAAGGAUAUUGCUGCCAUGACUUGGGAGCAAAUGAAAAAGAUGAUGAUGGAUAAGUACUGCACGCAAUCAGAGGUGAACAAGCUAGAAUCAGAAUUUCUGAGAUUAAAGCAAGGUUCGUUGUCGGUUCAAGAAUAUGUUAAUGAUUUUCUUGAGAAAGCGAGGUUCGCCAGUUACCAGGUGGCUACCGAGGAGAGAAAGAUAGGUCGCUUCAAAGACGGCUUAAGAAUCGAAAUCAAACGGUACGUGGACAUGACUAAACCGACCACAUUUGUCCAAGCAGUGGAGAUGGCGAAGGUGGCAGAGGAGAACAACGCUAGGGAGAAUUAUGAUAGAAGAGAUGCAAAAAGAAGAUGGGAAGGAUCGAACAAGUUCAACAAGAAACCAAAAUGGACUCCGACUCGGGCAAAAACACGAAGUGAGGGAUUCACUAUUCCUCCAUGUAACAAAUGCAACAAGAGACAUAGGGGAGAGUGCAGAGCGGGGAGCCUGACAUGCUACAAAUGUGACAAACCUGGGCAUACAGCGCGGGAGUGCCCAGAAAGAAAAACUUGUUAUGAAUGUGGGGCUAUGGGACAUUUACGACAUGACUGUCCAAAACAUCGAAAUGGUGCGACACCCCACAUAAAGACAGUGAAUAAUGGAUUUGGGAAGAGAUCAGAAAAUAGGAAGGAGCUACUUAAGGGACACGGCUGA
Molecule: messenger RNA, 1329 nt
Organism: Cynara cardunculus var. scolymus (artichoke)
Lineage: Eukaryota; Viridiplantae; Streptophyta; Magnoliopsida; Asterales; Asteraceae
Exons: 1
Coding region: 1-1329 (442 amino acids)
Molecular function (GO): zinc ion binding; nucleic acid binding
Source: RefSeq, a predicted model, not a curated record